AUGGAAGUGGAGGGGAGCCAGAAUGUCACAGCUUCAUCUGAGAACAGGACAGUACUCUCCACAGUUCUGAUUGGAUUAGUAUUAGGAAUGAUUAUAAUAAUAACCAUCUUUGGGAAUGUGCUGGUGUGCCUAGCGGUUGGAUUGAACCGGAAACUCCAGAACCACACAAACUGUUUCAUUGUGUCCCUGGCUGCUACAGAUCUACUGCUGGGUUUGCUGGUCCUACCAUUUUCAGCUAUCUCAGAGUUGUUUGAAUGGCCAUUUGGAGACACCUUCUGCAACAUCUACACCAGUUUGGAUGUCAUGCUGUGUACGGCUUCCAUCCUCAAUCUGUUCAUGAUCAGUCUGGACCGUUACUAUGCUGUGACAGCUCCGCUGAGAUAUUCCGUGCUUAUUACUCGCAACAGAGUUGUCAUCUCCCUCAGUCUUAUCUGGUGCAUUUCAAUCAUGGUGUCUUUCUUGCCUAUCAACUUAGGUUGGAAUACCAAAGACUUAUCAGUGCAAAGCUUAGCCAAAACCAAUCGUUGCCACUUAGAGCUCAACAAAGGGUAUGCCCUCAUAGAUGCUUUCAUCACCUUCUACAUCCCUUUGCCCAUCAUGUGCCUGACUUAUUAUCGAAUAUUCAAAAUAGCAAGGGAACAGGCCAAACGAAUCAACACUGUCACUGGAUGCACAGCACUGAACCGAUCACUGCCAACUGUGAAGGAGCAUAAAGCAACUGUAACACUAGCGACAGUGAUGGGAGUCUUCAUCAUUUGUUGGUUCCCUUAUUUCACAGUGUUUACCCAUGAAGGGAUUUCGGGGAGACCAGCCAACAAGACUGUCUUUGCUGUGGUCCUGUGGUUGGGUUAUGUCAACUCAGCCCUGAACCCUAUUCUUUAUGCCACCCUCAACCGGGAUUUCCGCAAAGCGUAUGAAAAGCUACUGCGCUGCAAGAGGAGGAACUCCUACCACAAAGACUCACCUAACAACCCUCUGAGCCACCAGCCACUACACAACUGGGACCUGAGGAAUGAACAGUGCCACCAACUGGGUCCAGACUCGGAAGAGAAUGAGCUCACUUCAGAAGACAGGAACGGUGAAAAUGUUGCUUCCUACAAGGAUGAUUCGGAAAGGUAA
This is a messenger RNA of Hemiscyllium ocellatum (epaulette shark), 1119 nucleotides long. Its product is annotated as histamine H2 receptor-like. Gene Ontology annotation, biological process: chemical synaptic transmission; G protein-coupled receptor signaling pathway, coupled to cyclic nucleotide second messenger. Gene Ontology annotation, cellular component: dendrite; membrane. NCBI's taxonomy places the organism in Eukaryota, Metazoa, Chordata, Chondrichthyes, Orectolobiformes, Hemiscylliidae. The coding region runs from base 1 to 1119 and encodes 372 amino acids. The transcript has a single exon. Gene Ontology annotation, molecular function: G protein-coupled serotonin receptor activity; neurotransmitter receptor activity. The record is from RefSeq and is a predicted model, not a curated record.